GAAACCGAAACGAAAAGGUAAUAUAUAAAGUAUCUCUGUUUUCGUUUCAUAUUCCUGUGCCUUUGCUGUUCACAGGAAUCGCAGCAUAUCAAGAGCAUGUUCCCCUAUUUACUUGUGAGCUGGUGCCUGCUGGUGUCUGUGGAAUUGUGUCUGGAUAAUUCCUCUAAGCAAGGAUUUAUGAAUAGUCUGAAUGAAUACUAUGAAGAAAAGGUGCGUCCCUCUAUUGACCUAGUGGAUAAACUCAGGUCACUUGGUGUCGAGAAGGACCUGAAUCUGCCAGCUAUUGCUGUUAUAGGUGAUCAGAGCUCAGGAAAGAGUUCUGUAUUGGAGGCUCUGUCAGGUGUGGCACUGCCCAGAGGAACAGGGAUUGUCACACGAUGUCCUCUUGAACUGAAAUUAAAGAGAGUUUCAAAGAAUGCUGCCUGGCAUGGAUUGUUGUCAUAUAAUGAUCAAAAAAUAAAACUGAAGAAUCCAGCAGAAAUAGAGAAGGCUGUCCUAGAUGCUCAGACAGCAUUGGCUGGACAAGGAAAAGGAAUCAGUCAUGAGAUGAUCACUCUGGAAAUCAAGUCCAGUGAUGUUCCUGAUCUUACUCUCAUUGACCUGCCAGGAAUUGCUAGGGUUGCCACUGGUAACCAGCCUAGUGAUAUUGGGAUACAAAUAAAAAAUCUAAUUGAAAAGUACAUUAAACGACAAGAGACCAUCAGCUUGGUCGUUAUACCAGCAAACAUUGAUAUUGCCACCACUGAAGCACUAAAUAUGGCAUCCAAUGUAGAUCCAGAUGGGAACAGGACACUGGGGAUUUUGACUAAACCAGACUUGGUGGAUAAAGGCAUGGAGGAGACAGUUGUCAAAACCGUCAACAAUCUUGAGAUACCACUGAAAAAGGGCUAUAUGAUUGUAAAGUGCCGUGGCCAGCAAGACAUCAAUGAGAAUCUUACUCUGGUUGAUGCUUUGGAAAAAGAAAGAGAGUUUUUCAAUGAACAUUCUCAUUUUAGGCCUCUUCUUGAGGAAGGUAAAGCUACAGUACCUCUUCUUGCAGAACGGCUCACUAAAGAAUUGGUUAUACACAUUAUUAAUUUACUGCCACAGUUACAAACCCAACUUAAUGAGAAAUUAACAAAGACCACCAAGGAACUUAAAGUACUGGGAGAUGAAGUUCCUUUUGAUCAAGAUGAGAGGAAUGAUCUCCUGACUAUGAAAAUUCGUCAGUUUUAUGAUGUACUUGAAAAAGUAAAAGGGGCAGAAGAAGAUCUUAAAGACUCAGAUAUAAGGGUCUUUUCCAAAAUCAGAACUGAAUUUGGUGAAUGGAACGACCUCUUGGAUAAGACUGCGGAGCAAAUCCUCACAUCAGAUCAGAUUGAAGUCUACAUUAAAACUUACAGAGGAAAAGAGCUUCCUGCAUUUAUUAACUACAAAACAUUUGAAAGCAUUAUCAAGAAACACUUUGAGGAGCUAGAGGAACCUGCUUUAAAUAUCCUAAAAGAUGUCAAAGAUAUUGUUCACAGUGGUUUGAACACUAUUGCUAGCCAUCACUUUAAGGGGUUCCCUGACCUCCUGAGGGCUGCUAAAGAUCCCAUUGAAGAAAUUCUUGAAAACGAGUUUAAGAAUGCAGAGGAGAAAGUGAAAUCUCAGUUUAGAAUGGAGAAGAUUGUCUACUCUCAAGAUCCUCUCUACAAACGAAAGGUAGAUGAGGUAAAACUGGAAGUGCAGAGAGGCUAUUUGGGUACGAAAUAUGCAUCGAGCUUCAGUGCUGAUGCACUCGAGAUUGGGAAGCAUCUUAAAGCCUAUUUAAUGAUCACAUUUGACCGUCUGGCAAACCAAGUGCCACUGAUAAUCCAGUACCACAUGCUGGAGCAGUACAUAUUUCAUCUUCAAAAUGAAAUGCUUGCCAUGAUCAAAAGGAACAAUGCAGAAGAUCUGCUCAGAGAAGAUUCUGGUGUUGCUCGUAAAAGAAAAGAGUUGAAAGAUCGUUUGGAGCGCCUGAAGGAUGCUAGCAAACAAAUUACAACGUUUGUAAAUGCUCCAUAUUUGGCAAAGUAAUUUUGAUACACCGUAAUGCGAUAAGCUCAUUUGCAGGAUGUCCACAGAAGUUUCAUUAGACUGCUCUGUGCAUAUUUGUUUAUGUUUCCAUGCUGCUGUUUCUGUUAAGGUGCUUUAUUAUUAAAAAGGUCAGCUUGUAUUAUUUGAAAAUACUAAGCUGUGUUAGUUGCUGUUUUAAUAAAAAAAAAAAUAAA
Messenger RNA from Misgurnus anguillicaudatus (oriental weatherfish), 2234 nucleotides. Lineage: Eukaryota; Metazoa; Chordata; Actinopteri; Cypriniformes; Cobitidae. The record is from RefSeq and is a predicted model, not a curated record.